CCCCCUAUAUAAACCAACCACAAUGACCAAUUCUUCGCAUCUCAAAAUCAUCCAGUAUCCAAAAAUCCCAGUUUUGGUCUCACUUCUAAGCUUUUAUAAUUACAGUAUUCAAAAAACCAUUAAGAAAAAUGGCUUUUUCCAAAGUUUUAGUUCUUCAAAUUGCUUUGCUUGUUUCUUUAGUCCAUUUCACAAUGGCAGCUAGGGAACUCCCAAAAUCAUCAUCAUCUCAAGUUGAUGAUAAAAACAUGCUCUUUCAAUACCACAAUGGCCCUCUUCUCAGCGGUAAAAUCUCUCUCAAUUUGAUUUGGUAUGGCAAAUUCACUUCUUCAGAAAGAUCCAUUGUUGCAGAUUUCAUUACCUCCUUAUCUUCCACCUCAAAUCCCACCACUACCAAAAACCAACCCUCUGUCGCCACAUGGUGGAAAUCGACUGAGAAAUACUUCAACUUGGUGAAAUCCAAGAGAGGCUCCCCUUUAGUCCUCUCAUUGGGUACCCAAAUCAUUGAUGAGAGCUAUUCUUUGGGCAAAAUUCUCACUGAGCAAAAUAUCAAACAGUUGGCAGCCAAGGGUCCGCAAAGGAAUGCCAUUAACAUUGUCUUGACUGCUGCAGAUGUGACCCCGGCUAGGUUCUGUUCAAGCACUUGCGGCAGCCAUGGUUCAUUGCUGAGCUCCAAAUCCGCCACUCCAAAGGGCAAGAUUUACAAGUUUGCUUACAUUUGGGUUGGGAAUUCAGCAACCCAAUGCCCAGGUAAAUGCGCCUGGCCAUUCCACCAGCCUACCUAUGGACCUCAAAAUCCGCCUUUGGUUGCACCAAACAACAAUGUCGGAAUUGAUGGGAUGAUCAUCAAUAUUGCUACCCUUUUGGCCGGAACGGCGACCAACCCAUUCGGAAACGGCUACUUUCAGGGUCCGGCCACCGCGCCUCUGGAGGCUGCCACCGCUUGUCAGGGGAUUUAUGGUAGUGGAGCUUACCCUGGAAAUGCAGGAAACCUGCUUGUAGAUCCAACCACUGGCGGAAGCUACAAUGCAGUUGGUGGUAACGGGAGGAAGUAUCUCUUGCCGGCGUUGAUCGAUCCUUCAACUGCAACUUGUUCGACAUUGGUCUAAAAAUUCAUUUGGGUUACCACUGUAUAGAGAGACAAAGUUAUUAGUACAUGGAAUUGUAGUCCUCAGUUUCCAGUUAAAAAUUCAUUCAUUCUUUCAUUCUUUAUUAUCAAUACUAAUGAUUAUUCAAAGGAAAAACAGUUCAUCACAUUUUCAUUUCUGAAUUAUGUUUGAUUGAUCCUGUUAUACCAGAAGUUCAUUUUUUCCAUUUUGCUGUGAACUGGGUUUUUUUAUUACAUGAUUCAGCAAAAUUUGGGAUGAGAUCAUAACAAUUUGAACUACCACAAAAACUUGUCGACAGGUUAAAUUACAUUUAAUUGUCUAUCUAGAGAUUUGGCGUCCUGGAACAAAUAGCCCUAAGAUAAAUG
Molecule: messenger RNA, 1471 nt
Organism: Oldenlandia corymbosa var. corymbosa
Lineage: Eukaryota; Viridiplantae; Streptophyta; Magnoliopsida; Gentianales; Rubiaceae
Source: the annotation of a GenBank genome assembly